AUGAGGGGUUUAUUAAGAGUAGUCUACAACCAGCUCGAGCUGAUACUGAAGGGAAGACCGCGGGGUCGGCGUCGGAAACGGGCCUCCAACUACUCGCCGUCUCUCUCCGACAGAUCUAGCGACAGCGACUCGCAGAAACGCGUCGAGCCACCUGCUGAGCCCCCGCGGCGACUGUCGCUCCGCAACGGCGCGCCGCGGUACAGCGACGAGGACGACAAGGAGGCCAGCGCCGAGGACCGCGCCUUCCUCGACCAGCUCAAGCACUUCUACAAGCAGAGGGGGGAGACCUUCAAACCCGCACACUCGCUGAAAGACCUGUCGCUGAGAGCGCUGUAUCACUCCGUGACGAACGCUGGGGGCUACGAAGCGGCCUGCAGGCACAAGUUAUGGCGGCAGAUCCACCCCCCUCAGCCCAACACCGCGAGGCGACACUACGAGAGAUUCCUGCUAUCCCUAGAGAAGCACGAAGUGUCCGCCGGACUCCGAACGCUACCCAAACUGAACGGGGCCGUCGAGCAACCCACCGUCACCAUAGAGCUGGCGGACAGCAGGGAACCGAGUCCCGUGCCCAAGGAAGAGGCGAAAGACUUCAGCGUCACGUCCAAACCUGCUGAAGAGCUGAACAGGGAGUUCCUGGACUCCUUACCACCGAAGGAGGAAAAUAAAGUGAAAAUAAGCGUGAAGCCGGUGGAGAAGCUUCUAGAAGAGCCUAAGAAGGAAAAGCAGGAGCCGCAAGAUGCCUUCUACUCCGAACUCAAGGCUAAACUAAAUCUGGGCAACGCGGACAGUAAGUUCCUGUCGGAGAUAGCGACGGCGCAGCAAGAGUUAGUGUCAAGCAGCGCCCUCAGCUCCCUCUCGAGUCUCGUCAACGGCCACACGCUGCCCAAAGACCAGAGUCGGGCGGCAGGGGCGGCGCCGGGCGGGGCGGCGGCGCCCGCGCGGAGCUCGCUGCGCGCCGUGCGCGUCAAGCCGGCGCGCGCGCACCACAACGCGCCCGCCAGCACGCCGCCCGGGUCCCUGAGGCCGGACUCGGCCUCGUCCUCCCCGCCGGCCUCGGUGGCCUCCGGCCCCGGCCCCGUCACCAACUUCGGCAUCCACCACCCGCCGCCGCCGCCCGCGCACAGCGACGACGAGAUCGUCGAGGUCCCGUACAAACCCAAAACGCCAGAGAUCAUAGACUUGGACGAGUACCCGGAGAGCCCCCAGGCCGUCAAAAAGAAGAAGUUAGACAUCCUCAAGGAGCGCGGCCUCGAGGUCACCGCGCUCCCCCGGCGCCCCCUCCUGGCCCCCCGCGCCGCCCGCGCCCCCCCUCCCGCCCCUAGUGCUCGCCCCCGCCGUGCAGCACCAGAUCAUGACGCAGGCCCAGAUCUUCCAGAUGUACAACAUCCUCCCCCCCGCCUACCCCAACGGCGUGCCCCCCAAAGUCAUCCAGGCCACCAGCGCUUUCGGAUCUUCGGGGCCGGAGAAAACGGUCUACGGGAACCCCAAGGACCCCUUCAUGCCUCCCCCCCACGUGUUGCUCGGAACUCCUCUUAAGCCGCAGCGGAACAGCACGGCCGCGGUACCCUCCACCCCCCCGCAGGAUAUACUAGACUUGACCUGCAAGACGGCGCCCGCGGGCCCCAAGCCCGCCGUAGAGAUAGUCAGAAUCCCGAGCGUCCCCUCCCCCUCCAAAGUUCCCCCCCAAAAUUUAAAUAAAAACUACACCCUAAUAGACGGGAAAGCCGUCGUGGGCUCCAAUUUGGAAAUAACUCUCGUGAACCCCAAAUCUCAGACCCCUACUAAAUCUAGGCAGCAGAAACGAUCUUCGAACGGCAAAUUCGUCCCUGCGAAAACUCCGACGCCCCCUAAGGAGUACCCGAAAUCUUAUACCAGCCCUUCGCAGUCCAAGAAACCUCCUAUAGUAGUCCCGAAUUACCAGGUGAACCAGAGAGACGAUGUAUCCCCUACAUCCUCCACCGGCUCUGGAAACUCCCAAACGAAUUUACUCCAAAACAACAUGCUGCAGAACGUUUUUAAGGGCCAGAAUAGCUUGCAACAGAUGAUGGAUAUGCAGAAAAAUGUUCCUAGCAUGCCGUAUGUAGACCCUAUGUACAUGAGUGCUUUGUAUAGUAGUCUCGCCGGUUCCAUGGACCAGAGGCAGUUGGCCAUGUACAGGGAUUUCAUGGCGAAUCAGUUUAGGGGGUAUUCCGGACUUUUGGGGGUGACGCCGACAACGAAAAAUUAAUCUAGUCUCUGUGUGAUAAAUUAAAUCGCGCGGUGGUAAAAAUGACAGCAUUUCUGUGACAAUUAUCUGAAGGAAAAAUGAAGAUUAAUGUAAACUUGAAACCUGUUUUAGAUUCUAAACUAAAUGUAUGAAUGUUGAUGGCCAAAACAAAUUGUAUAUUACGUAGAUUUAAGGUAGAUAAAUGGGACUCGGAAUGGCGGGAGCGAAAACAGGUUUUAAGGAAUAUUUUGGAAAAAGCUGUCAUUUUUACCAAAUGUCGCGAUCACCUUUUGGCUUCAUCGAGGCGGCAUCGAGCAUAGUGUAAGGUUAGGCUGUCGAAAACUACCCUCGCUUUUUUACAUUUGGAAGGUUUAGGGCCACACGCACCAUUCACUAACCCGGGGUUAACCGGUUAAACCAUGGAGUAACCAUGGUUACCAGUACAAUUUGACACUGGGUUAACAGUUUAACCGAUUAACUCCGGGUUAAUGAAAUGGUGCAAGUGGGUCUUACAUAAUCUAGGUACAGUCAACUGUAAAAAUAUAGGUGUAGCCAACUUAUUCAAAAAUAUGUCCCAUAGUUCUUAAUUCGCUGACAUAAGGGCUAUGGGACAUAUUUUUGAGAUGAUUUGUGCACCCAUAUUUUUACAGUUGACUGUACCUACUCAGAACAAGAGCUCAUUCGAUUAUGGUAGGAGAAAAAAAGCUAUGAUUUGUCACAACGGAUUUUUAUCGUAAAAUCGCAGUCGAAAAGCAGCUUUAUUUUGGUUUAAAAUAAAACUGAUUUUCGACUGCGGGGAAAAUAACCGGUAAUCUCCGUACGUAGACGCUAACAACAAAUACGGGGCACAUUUUACUGGCCGGUAAUAUCCGACUUCCGUAGAUAGGGGUGCUUUUUUUGACAGUUUGUUAGACGACAGGAACCUCUCCGAUCCCACGACCUCUCGACGCCUUACGCGACAUAUUUGUGCAUUACGGCGCGAUUCGGGAAAUGAAUUGACCGUAGUUCUGUAGAAAGCGACCAACUUUUUAUUUUUGUCAAAGUAACUUACACCUUACACCCUAACUCGGUAGCUUUGGUCGCUUUCUGCAUUGGUAAAAAAAUUGAGUUGGUCGUUUUCUGCAUAACUACGGUCAAUUAGAGAUGCACUAGACAUGAAAUAGUAAAGAUAUGUGACGUUCCACGGCAAAAGGUACCUUUGCCCCGGCUGAAUAUUGGAGCGGCGUUAAUAAUAGCGUAAGCGCCAGCCGCCAUAAGGUACCUUUUGCCGUGGAACGUUUACGUUUAUCUUUACUAUUUCAUGUCUAGUGCAUCUCUAAUUCAUUUCCCGAAUCGCUCCGUAAUGCCCACUGCAGAAAUGUCACAUUUUUGGCCCCCCAACCUUGAUGCUGGCAAAAUUGCCCCAAUGGACAGAAACCAUAAGAACUAAAAACUGAAGUCUUGCUUGAGAUGCCGCCUCGAUGUGGCUCAGGGCAUGCUGGCCACCAGCUGAUCUCUGUAGCGACAGGAAGAGACAAAUAUACAAAUUGUAUUAUACAGUGUGUGUCUGACCAUCGGGCUUUAAAUCCAGGGCUCGAUUCUACUCGCUAAACUAAGCUACUUUUAUUAUGGCACCAACCCCGAAAUCCCGAAUUUUUUUUUUACUUUUUCAUACAUUUUGGCUGAUCAGAUGUCGACGUUUUCUAUGGAAAAGCCAAAAAUAUUCCCCGAUUUCAGGGUUGGUCCCAUAGUAAAAGUAGCUCAGUUUAGCGAGUAAAAUCAAGCCCUGGAUUUAAAGCCACAUGGUCCGACACACCAUGUACGUACUUGUAUACUUUCUAUGCAUCUCGCUCGUACGCGCGUAUUAGCACUGAAUAAAUAAUAGUACUAGGUACAGAAGACUCACUCUCUAACAAAACGCGUCUGUUACGAUCAGGACAGAGGCCGCUAGGUGGCGACAGCGCCACGCGCGGCUUAUGGCCACCAAAAUUGGUGUGGAACGGAUGUACUUGUAGCUACUUGUUGCGACGCGGAGUGAGCCACGCCUGGUGAGAGCGAGAUGUAUAGAAAGUAAUCAAGGCAGACGUUAGCGAAUAUGUCAGUUUGACACUGCUAGGCAGUCAUGGUCAGGCUACUUGUGACUCUUAAAAAGUCCAAUUUUGACUUCUAAGUUUUAAUAUUGCAAAGUUGUAUGUAACUGUUAUAAAAAUGCAUUACAAUAGGGAAUAUUACGCGCAACUCUGCGUAGGGGGCGCCACUACCACUAUCCGUCACAAUCUGGGGGUCUACUACAAGAAAUCGGAAUUUCGUUAUUUAACCUCUCUAUCACUCUUGCUUAUUCGAGCGAUAAAGAGGCAGAUAACUAAAUUUCGAGUUUCGCUUUUCCCGGUAGGCCCUUGUUAACAAACUGCCUUGAUGCAUCAAUGUCAUAUUUUAUUGUCUGUGAAAACUUGUCAAAAAAACAGUUUAAAGCACAGUGUGUAUAAGUUACUCUAUGGUUUACUAGAGGCGCUAGUGCUGCACUCUGGCGGCAGAACAUUGCAGUAAUACCCCCUAUUCUAAGUCCUUCCUGUCGCGAAAAUGUAACGAAAAAAGUGGGAACAAUUUAGAUUUCUUUUCGUUUCGGGCGUUUUGUAUAUAAUAAAAUAGUGAUAAUUGUUUUUAAUUUAAAUAACAAUGUGAUGAAUAACAUUUACCUGUGUUUGCACUUCACGACAUUUUAAUAUAUAUUUAUUUUGAUUUUGUAAAUGUAUCAGCAAACAUGUACCAAGGGCGUUGUCUUAAUUAUUUAAUAGAUGUAUUAUAUGUGACGUUCCACGGUAAAAGGUACCUUAUGGCGGCUGGCGCUUACGUCGCAUAGCGCCGCAAUAAUAUUGGAGCGACGUUAAUAAUAGCGUAAGCGCCAACCGCCAUAAGGUACCUUUACCCGUGGGACGUCACAUAUUAUAAUUCAGUUUUUCAUAAAGUUAGACCAAGAAAUGUCUGCAGCGGUUUUGUUAGCCCACGCAGUGCAAGUGUUAUUUAUACGUCAAACGGUUUGACGUUUAAAAUAACACUUGCACUGCGCGGGGCUAUCAAAAUCGCUGCAGACUUUUCUUGGUCUAACUUUGUAUGUUUUUGAUUCAACAAUUAAUUUGAAGUUCUGAUCUAGGACUUGUUAUAAUGUUUAUGAUUCUGAAAUAUUCGUGAAAUAAAUUAUUGUAUGGUAAUGAUUAUUUGUCACAUUUCUAGCUGUAACUUGUCUGUGGCGGAACCGUACUGAUAUUUUGGAGGGAUUUUUCAUGCUUCUAAAAAAAGGUAUAUUUGGAAUGUUUUAUUUUAUUACUAAUCAAUAUUUUGAAGUGUAAAUUUUUUAUUCCGUUAUCAUUUUCCAUACGAAUGUAGUGCAUAAUUACUUUUCCAUCGUUUUUUUCACGGAAACGUCCGAACGUGUCUUGCUAUUUCAGUCAGUCUCGGUACAAAAAGUACUGACGUUGACUGAAGAAGCAUGACAAAUACGAACGUUUCCGAGAAAACACGAUGGAAAACAAUUAUACACUACAUCUGUACAGUCAACUGUAAAAAUAUGGGUGUACAAAUCAUCUCAAAAAUAUGUCCCAUAACUCUUUAUGUCAGUGAAUUAAGAACUAUGGGACAUAUUUUUGAGUAAGUUGUCUACACCUAUAUUUUUACAGUUGACUGUACACAUACGUCAUGUCGUCUAUAUGAAUAUGACAGGAACGUAAUAGUCAUAAAUGUAUGGAUGUUUGAGAAAACUUCCAAAAACCAAGCAUGGGAAAGUACCCUAGAGAAAUAUAAAAUGGAUCUGGCCUUCAGGCAAGUAAUGCUCUAAAGAUGCGUCCCCAUCCGAACAGCUUCAAUACGAAUAAUAGCGCAAUUUCUACACCAUAAGUAAUUAAUCUUAAUGUACAGUCAGCCGCAUGCCGCAUGUUUUUCCAACCGGCACGUAUGGAGGUCCAAGGGGGAGGCCUAUGUUCAGCAGUGGACGUCUUAUGGCUGAGAUGAUGAUGAUGAUGUACAGUCAGCUGCAGAGAGAGGUCCCCCCCCCUGCAUAUAAAUUUGUUUGCAGGGGUACAGUCGACGUCAAAGAUAUGUUUACACUUUUGCACCUUACUCCUUUGUAAUAAGGCGAAAAGUGUAGACAUAUCUUUGACGUCGACUGUACACACACGUAUGUACACUUGUAUGUACUAUUUAUUAAGAAAAAAUUUAUUACGCAAAUGUGUUAUUCAGAUUUGUGCAAAGAUAAUUUUGUUAAUGUGAUUCAAUACAAGCUCAUUGUCAUUACCUAUAUCGGCUUUAUAUUUUAACAUAAUUAUUGUCUUAUUUUCUGAAUAUGGAACUUCUGGAGGUAAUAUACCUACUUAGAGAUGAAGAUCCCAAAAAUGCUGAGUAUAGAUCGAAGAAAAGAAAGUACAGUAAGCUACAGAGAUAACUACCCUCCCCCUUUUCCCCUCUUCGAAACAAACAAGUUUCGAAGGGGGUUAGUUAUAUCCGCAGCUCUUUGUACAAGUCGAUGUUAUAGUGGUAAGCUGCUCAGAUGGUGACGGAGCCUAAACAUAGUUUCAUAGAUUCCAUCUCUUAAGUGUUUUUUAGGUUAAUGUUUUGAUCGCGAUGUAAAUAUUAUUGUGAAAGAGUGCGGACGACCGAGUAAAUAAUGAAAAUUAUAAAUUGUUUUAUUUCA
Messenger RNA from Cydia fagiglandana, 6869 nucleotides. Its product is annotated as fibrous sheath CABYR-binding protein-like. Gene Ontology annotation, cellular component: nucleus. The record is from RefSeq and is a predicted model, not a curated record. Gene Ontology annotation, molecular function: DNA binding. The transcript has 9 exons. Bases 1 to 1536 code for a protein of 511 amino acids. Lineage: Eukaryota; Metazoa; Arthropoda; Insecta; Lepidoptera; Tortricidae. Gene Ontology annotation, biological process: regulation of transcription by RNA polymerase II.